Messenger RNA from Drosophila mauritiana, 849 nucleotides. RefSeq names its product protein FAM210B, mitochondrial. Gene Ontology annotation, cellular component: mitochondrion. Lineage: Eukaryota; Metazoa; Arthropoda; Insecta; Diptera; Drosophilidae. The coding region runs from base 105 to 707 and encodes 200 amino acids. The transcript has a single exon. The record is from RefSeq and is a predicted model, not a curated record.
CUCUCGUCAUUAUUCAGGGCUUCUUAGUUUUUUCGUUCACAAAUAAAACCUAGGGAAUUUCUAAGAAAUACUACUCUUUAGGAUUUUCUACAAACUACGAAAAAAUGUUCCCAAAGUCGGGGAAGACAUGUGUGCUUCUUGCAGCCCGUUUGCCUUAUGGGUUUGCGUUUAAUCAACUCAAGACGAUGUCACCUGUUCAUCUCUUUCACUCGGCGGCCUUAAUGCAAAACUACAUAAGUGGAACAAAAAAACCAAUUUCAAGCAAAGGAAGACAAGAAUACAAAUGUUCAUCUCAAGACAUGAACUGGACGAAACAUGGAGGAUGCUUUAAGCAAAACUAUAGUACCGAAUCCGCCUCCACGGGCACCGCAACGACCUUAAAGUUGACCAAAAGGGAACAACUGAAGCGGGCAUUCAAGGAGUAUGGAGCAACCAUUGUGGUCUUUCAUGUGGUCAUUUCCGUCAUUUCUCUUGGAGGCUUUUAUGCACUUGUUUCCAGUGGAAUAAACCUGGUGCCCGUACUGGAAUACCUCGGUAUGGGUUCAUCGGCGGUUGCGGAGAAAGUUGCCGCAGGAAGCACCUUUGUUGUGGCCUUUGCCGUUCACAAAAUCUUUGCGCCAGCCAGAAUCAGCAUCACAUUGGGCACCACACCGUUCAUCGUGAAGUAUUUGCGAUCCAAGGGACUUCUGAAGCCAAAAAGCACAUAGUGGCCUACUGCAGGAUACAAAUUAUUUCCUUGCUACCUGUAACAAUACCUCAUUUGAAGUUUAAAUAGAAAAUUACAAAUUGAAAGCGUAGAUUCGCAGGUCUAGGGCUAAUUCCAUUUUGUAUUCCAUUAUGUAAAUGGCA